This is a messenger RNA of Cyprinodon tularosa, 3367 nucleotides long. It is a transcript of the gene usp16, whose product is annotated as ubiquitin specific peptidase 16. The record is from RefSeq and is a predicted model, not a curated record. NCBI's taxonomy places the organism in Eukaryota, Metazoa, Chordata, Actinopteri, Cyprinodontiformes, Cyprinodontidae. Bases 407 to 2923 code for a protein of 838 amino acids. Gene Ontology annotation, molecular function: zinc ion binding; cysteine-type deubiquitinase activity; cysteine-type endopeptidase activity. Gene Ontology annotation, cellular component: cytosol; nucleus. The transcript has 17 exons. Gene Ontology annotation, biological process: regulation of gene expression; regulation of cell cycle.
GGAAGAUCGUGCAGUAGUUCAUGUGUCUUCUUUUCUUUUACACGCAUCGCAUUUUUGUUCCCCUCUACACCGCACGUGUGUCAUCUCGCGUUUUUUAGCCUAUUUAGCGAAGCGUUUUGAUUUAUACCGACUGCAAACAGCCACAGAUAGAAACCGCCUCUGCUCGCUUUUCUUUAAUCUGGAGAAAUAGUCAAUUAUGUCCGGACAAAGGAACUCAUUUGAACAAAGUAAACGAAACUGAAAACGGCCAAAGCUUAAGCCUCUGCCUUUAACAGUAAGUUGAUUUUGUAUCUCUGCUGUCACAUUAUUUCCUUAUGGAAUGUCCCAGACAUUGAACGCAACAGCAACGUGGCCUUAAAAUCUUAUAUGCUGGCUCUUCUGCAUGCCUGUCUAAAGCAGAUAAAGAAUGGGAAAGAAGAGGGGGAAAAACAGGAGCUUCAGAGAGGAUGAGGACAUUGAUCUGUCUGGUCCAUCCUGCAGACAUAUCAGGAAAGGUACUGACCAAACUCUUCUGAAGAAACUGUCUGCUGUUUCUGAUUGGACCAAUUGUCAAGAUUGUAAGCAUGAGGAGAAUAAAGAAAAUAUCUGCCAGACUGAACCAGAGGAAUCAGAGGAAAAGGAAACCGUUGGUGUAUGGAUGUGCUUGAAAUGUGGGCAUAGGGGAUGCGGGAGGCAUUCUGAGAACCAACAUGCCAUCAAACAUUAUGAAACUCCUCGCUCAGAUCCACAUUGCCUGGUGGUUAGUUUGGACAACUUGAGCGUAUGGUGUUACCUAUGUGAUGAUGAGGUCACAUAUUCAAGUACAGGGCAACUGGCACAGCUGGUGAAAAACCUGAACAAGCAGAUCUCCACAGAUCCCAUGAAGAGACCACAGAAAAGAGUGAAGGAGGAUGUGGAUGUGUUGGAGGUUAAACAGGAGACAGAAACUGUAAACCCAGAAGAUGGUGAGGACAAGGAAAACAAAGACACCAGGAAUAAACAGCGGAAAAACAUCAAAAAAGAGAAUGUUGGAAAAUCUCCAACCCACAACACAGUUGAAGAAAAUGACAGUGUUCCAGUCAAAGGGCUGAGCAACCUUGGAAACACUUGUUUCUUCAACGCAGUCCUGCAGAAUCUUUCACAAACUCAGCUUCUGAGACAAAUCCUCAACAAAAUAACAGAAGAGAAAAUGAUCCUCGACAUUCAACCUGAUCCCUCUUUGGGUCUGGAGCCUAUAUCAGUGCCAUUAGAUCAGCCUGGAUCUCUAACAUUGGCUAUGUGUAAACUACUCAAUGAGAUCCAGGAGUCCAAAAAGGGUGUGGUAACGCCUCGCGAGUUGUUCUCACAAGUUUGUAAAAAGGCUGCCAGGUUUAAAGGAUUUCAGCAGCAAGACAGCCAGGAGCUGCUGCGGUACCUGCUGGAUGGGAUGAGAGCUGAGGAGCUUAAAAGAGUAAGCACAGGAAUAAUGGAGAGUUUAAAACAAUCAAGUAAAGGUGCAGAUGAAGACGAGCUAAAAGCUGUAGUUAAAGAGUAUGAGAAAAAUGGAGUUCCUAAAAACUUUGUGGACCAUGUGUUUGGUGGUGAAACGACCAGCACAAUAAUGUGCCAGCAGUGCAAAACGAUUUCUGUUGUCACAGAGAUGUUUUUGGAUCUCUCUCUUCCUGUUUCCGAUGAGGCCUACAGAAAGAAAAACCCCAAAAAAGGAAACCGUAAGACCAGUGAGUCAAGUCAGGAUGGUAGAGAGAGCCCUGAUUUGACCAGAGGGAAUGAUGACACUUCAAUUGGAUCCGGUAGCAAAUAUCAACAAAAAAAAGCUAAAAAGCAGGCAAAGAAGCAAGCCAAGCAUCAAAAACGGCAGCAGAAGCUUGAAACCAUAAAGACUUUAGGAAAUCUGACAUUUCCAAGCGAUGCAAAUGGUGAACCAACUGAUGUAACUGAAAAUCCAAAAGACGCAGAGAACGUGGACGAUGCGCCAUGCGACGAAGCCUCAUUGAAUGAACAAGAUCCUGAACCUGUCUGUGUAUCUGAGCAGGAUGAGGCUGUCGAGCAGGAGAAAGAGGAGGACAAGGAUUCAGUGACUGACAGUGUCUCGUUAGCCGAUUCUCCUGUCAGUAACCGUUUUAAUGUCUUGUCAGAGGAACAGCACUCGCAUGACGGCGCUUCCUGUAAUGAAAUGUCGAACGCGGAUCUGGAAGGAGAACUGGACACGCAGCUGGCAAAUAAACUGGAACAGGUGAAUUUAGAUGACGCAUUUAUAGACCCUGAUGCCAUGGAGCCGGCCGCGGAGAGCGAAGACGAAGCUGCAGAGGAUAUGGAAUAUACAGUGAUAAACCAAGACCCAGAGACGGCCUUCGACACGCUCUCAACCAGGACAAGCCCAGAGAAACAGGAGUGUUCGGUGCAGUCUUGCCUUUUUCAGUUCACCGAAGUGGAAACUCUCACACAGAACAACAGCUUGCUGUGUGUCACCUGCACCAAGCAACGUAGGAGGAAAGAAAAAGCUGGAGGAUCUGAAAAAAACAUCUACACCGACGCCUUAAAGCAAAUGUUGAUCUCCUCCCCACCACCUGUACUUACCCUUCAUUUGAAAAGAUUUCAGCAGAAUGGAUACAGCAUUUGUAAAGUGAACAGACAGGUUCAGUUUCCUUUGAUUUUGGAUCUUGCUCCUUAUAGUUCAACCAAAUGCAAGAAUAUCUCUGAAGGAGACACUCAGAUUCUGUAUAGCCUGUAUGGCAUCGUAGAGCACAGCGGGACCAUGAGGUCAGGCCAUUACACCGCCUAUGUAAAAGUUCGACCUAAAUCUCCAUUAAAUGAUAAAAAAGCAGAUGCAGAGCCCCCUAGAGGAUCCUGGUUCAACAUCAGUGAUACAAGUGUUCAACCUGUCAGUGAAAGUAAAGUUCAAAGCUGCCAAGCCUACCUCCUCUUCUACGAAAGACUCCUCUAACUUUUAUGUCCAUAUGUACUCAGGAAAGACUGACCAAACCUGCUGCUUCAAAUUAAACUGCACAAGAAAUCUUAUUCAGGACUUUGAAACUGAGUUUGUUUUGAGUUCAUUAGUAUAGGUGCUCUGCUGAAUAUGUGAGUAAUUUUACUCAUAAUUAACAUUAAAUCAACCAGGAGAGGUGAAUGAAAAUCUAUAAAAUGUAUAUCUGUCAUUUACAGGGCUGCCAACUUUUCACCUUGGGGUGAGAUAUUGAAAUAGUUUUGACAGGAAACCUGUCAGGGUUACAUGAGGAUAGGUGCAGCUAUAGGUUGGAGGAUUUCAGAGAAUUUAACUGAAACAAAGUGGCAAAAUGUGGAAUUUUUAUAGCACAGUAAAUCUUACUGAGUAACAACUGGUCUGUAGUUAUGUGUAUCAUUUUUCUCACAAUAUACAUUAUUUUCUACA